AUGUUCGAUAGAAGUUCUCACCGAGAUGUGGUUUCUUACACAGCUUUGAUCACGGGUUUUGCUUCUAGAAGAGAUAUCGGAAGUGCUCGUAAGCUGUUUGAUGAAAUUCCGCUCAAAGAUGUAGUGUCAUGGAAUGCAAUGAUUUCAGGAUAUGCCGAAAACGGUAACUUUAAAGAAGCAUUAGAAUUGUUUAGAGAGAUGAAUGUAAGGCCAGACGAGAGUACAAUGGUCACUGUAGUUUGUGCGUGUGCUCAGUCUGGUAGUAUUGAAUUGGGUCGUCAGGUACACUCUCUGAUUGAUGAUCAUGGGUUUGGUUCAAAUCUCAAGAUUGUUAAUGUGGUGAGUUGGAGACAGCAUGUGGUUUGUUCGAGGGAUUGUCGAACAAGGAUGUGA
Molecule: messenger RNA, 393 nt
Organism: Arabis nemorensis
Lineage: Eukaryota; Viridiplantae; Streptophyta; Magnoliopsida; Brassicales; Brassicaceae
Source: the annotation of a GenBank genome assembly